CCACCACCCGCUCUUCGCUCUCCGCUCUCCACGCUUCACUCGCUCGAGUCGCUCCGCUCCGCUCCGUUCCCGCUCACCCUCCCCGCCCCGCGCCGCGCAGCGCUGGCUGCUGCUACGCCGUCAACUUGAACGUCGAAGUCAGAGCGCAGCGCAGCGAACAGAACAAAAGUGCCAAGUCGUUCCAGUCCAGUCUCGUUCCGUUUUCGUCCUAGUGUUGUGUCCGGGAGUGCUGCCCGCCCUGGCCAGCGUCAUCGGAUUACCAGGAUUAUCGGUGCCGUAGUCUUCGGCCGACUGGGCUGCAGGCUGGCCAGUCAGGGCAGGGGCGCCCGGUGGCGGCUCGCUAUGUAACGGGCUAUGCAGCUGCAGCUCGUGGUGGUCGAGACCGGCCGAACAUGGCGGCGCGCCCUGCUCAGGAUGGUCUGGGAUCCCAAGAAUGCCAUCAGCCACAAUGACUAUGGCAGCUUUGAGCGGCAAAACAGUGGCAGCAACAGCAAGCUCGACGAAGACGACCACGACAAGCCGUUGCCGCUGAGAGGGUGCAGCCUGGGCAGCCUUGGCAGUGCCGGCGCACUUCCCCUGUCUCCGUUGCACAACCAGCAGGCCUCCGCUUCCAGCAUGAGUGACACGGAUCUCAUCCAGAGGCAGCCCCUGCUCCCUCUUCCCACCAAGAAUGGGAAUCACAUCACGGUAGAGUACGAAGAGGAUAGAGAUGACCACAGUGAAGACGAUGGUCGACCUGGUGGCAAAGUCAAUGGGGCUGUGAUAAUAAGUAUCCCAAAAGCAGAGAGAGAAGAACAGAGGUAUCCAAAGGAGAAGUUAAAAACACUUAUGGCAUUUUUCUGUUUAGUAUUUGGUUUUAUUAUGGCAACAGCGUCUCUGUCUUUGGUGCAUGAACGCGUUCCAGACAAAAAAACUUAUGGUCCCUUACCUGACAUAUUCUUUGAACUUUUCCCAAAAGUUCCAUGGGCACUUACAGUCUCUGAAAUUAUUAUUGUGGUGUCGACAAACGUCACUUUCCUUGUAUUGUUAUUUCACAAACAUAGGUUCAUUGUGUUUAGGAGACUGUUCCUUAUGAUGUCCUUACUGUACCUGAUGCGUUCUGUAACAAUGUUUGUUACGGUACUGCCCAUGUCAGACCCUACUUAUUAUUGCUCUCCAAAAGCAAAUGAGACAACCCCUUGGCUGCUUACUACUAGAGUCUGGCAACUCAUGUCUGGUUUUGGCCUGACCAUUAAUGGGAAGCAAACAUACUGUGGAGAUUUUAUUUACAGUGGUCACACUGUUAUGCUCACCAUCUGUUAUCUUCUAAUCAACGAGUACUCUCCGGAUUCACCAAAACGAAUCUUCCAGUUACUGUCAUGGCUCUCUUGCAUAGCAUCCACGACUGCAGUCUUCAUGGUCUUACUUGCAAGAGGACACUAUACCAUCGACAUACUAAUUGCCUACUUUGUCACUACAAGAACAUUUUGGAUUUAUCAUACUCUUGCUAAUAAUUCGUCUUUAAAGAAACCUGGACCUCACAACUUCUUGGCUCGUGCUUGGUGGUUUCCAAUAUUCAGAUAUUUUGAAGGGAAUGUUGGUGUCAAGGUCCCUCGCCAGCACGACUGGCCGUUGCCAUGGCCUCGCAGAUUUCUGCACAAGCCUCCAAACAGAAACAGUUAGAAAUCUCUUCUCUCCGCACAAUGCUCAAGAAAGAACAGACAUGAAAUAAAUAUAAGGAGCCAAUGGUAAAAUUAUGGAGCUCUGUGGCCAGAAUGUGUGCCUGGCGAACCUAAUCUAUUGGUGAAAUGAACAGUGAUUAUUGUGCUGUGAAGCAAAGUGAUUUAAUCGCAGAAAGUUUUCUUCAUUUUUCAAGAACAAAUAAAAUGUGUGAAAGUGUGAAGUUGUUCCUCAGAUGGUGUGUACUUGGCUAAGUGAAGAGGUAAAAUGUUUUGAUCUUAUUGUUAAAAUUUCAUCAUGGAUUCUCAUCCAAACCUAAAUAUUGUCAGUCCGUCCAAAAUUUUGUCAUGAGGUUCUAAAUGAAAUUUAUACAACUUUGCUUAACACUGAUUUUGCAUGUAAGUUCUUUGUUUGGUUUAAAUCUUACUUGUCCAUAAGUUCCUUGCAAUGGAACAAAGACUGUUCUUUUAACUGCCUCUUGUUGCUUUAAGGACUAUCAUGAGCUUUCGUCAAAUGAUUUCUUUAAUUGGCCACUGACAUUAGGUGCUACAGAAAUAUUUCUGAGAUACUUAAUUUAUCACUAAAUGUCUUCCGGACUCUCUCAGCACAAUCAUUAAAACUGUAUUAUUUUGGUCAGUGGUGCUUCGGUAAGAAUUUUGAUGUGAUUGAAAUUUCUUAGCCUUUUGGUCAGUUACUCCCUUGAGGACAGGCCACCUGGAAACAAGUGCAUAGGCAGUACCUGCUUUGUGAGCUUGGUAAUGGACUAUAGUACAGCAAACAGCAUUGCUGGGCAUGGCCGCCUGUACUUUUCUGCCUUGCUUUCCAUUCAUGGAAAAUGAAAUGGGUGCUUUUUGACCCGCGAAGUAUAGCUUUGUUCAUUCUGUCUGAGGCAGUUGUUAACUGUUGACUGUUUCAGUGUAUUUUGUUGUGCCUUGUGCGUUCAGAUAUUCUGCUGCUGUGAACAGUUAUGAGAACAUAGCUUUUAUGGGAGAUAAAUGAUAUGAAAUGCUCCUGAAUUGCGUGCAGAAGGUGUGUGUAAUCACGUCUACAAAAACGUGCUGUGAUCUUUAAAUUUUCAAAUUUGCUAGACCAAAUAAGGGUAAUGUGUUAAACAAACCUUGCAUACAUUUUUAUUUUAAUUGAAGGUUGUACAUAUUAGCCUAAGUGCUGAUGUAGUUUCGUUCAAAAUGUGUAUGAAUUGUGUAUGUUCUUUCAUGCAGUUAGAACUGUAUGGAUAAGCCAUGAAUGAAUCUCUUGCUGCUUAUGAAUUUUUUCUACCCUAUACAAUAAUGAAAUUGAAUUGAAUGAAAUCAUUGAAAGUUUGUUUCCUAAUUAGAGACAUGAGAAAUGCAAUGAAAUCUGUACUCACUGAGAGUAGUCCAUGUAUUAUUUUCCUCCACUUUUAUUUUUACUGAAAAUGUCUUGUGCUAAUUCUAUUUUAAUGCCUAGAUGGUUUUAAAAUUCUUCAAUCAAUUUAGUUAGUGUAGCAGACUGUUCUAUUUUUUUUUUUAGGACCAGUUAAGUAAUGAUUCUCCUAUUUUUUUACGUUAUGAUUUCACUGUAACUGCUCGACACUUACCAUGUGGGCUUCUGUUCUAGUUUAAAUGUUUAAUGUUAUCAUAUGUGAUGUAUUUUUUAAAUCAACUCAUAAAUGGAAUCUGCUAGUGAUAGGUACUGAUUUAUUAAGUACUAUAGUUUUUCCUAAUGUUAUUUCUUCUCCAUUGCUUGGUUUCAGUCUUGUGCAACAGUGCAUGAGUGUUAGUCAUCUAGACUAUUUCUUUCAAUUGUGAUGAAUGUUUGUAUCAAGUCUGAAAUGAGGGUCUUACUUUUUGUUCUUAUUGCUGUAUCUAGUUCAGCUUGAUGUGUUUAAUGGAAGCAAUGCUUUUACCCGUGUUAAAUUAUGCUUUUUAUGAAAUUUAUACAUUUUUAUAGAGGCAAUAAAUAGUUUCAUCCUUUA
This is a messenger RNA of Thrips palmi, 3616 nucleotides long. RefSeq names its product phosphatidylcholine:ceramide cholinephosphotransferase 2-like. Gene Ontology annotation, molecular function: ceramide cholinephosphotransferase activity; sphingomyelin synthase activity. The coding region runs from base 355 to 1662 and encodes 435 amino acids. Gene Ontology annotation, biological process: ceramide biosynthetic process; sphingomyelin biosynthetic process. Gene Ontology annotation, cellular component: Golgi membrane; endoplasmic reticulum membrane. The transcript has 8 exons. The record is from RefSeq and is a predicted model, not a curated record. NCBI's taxonomy places the organism in Eukaryota, Metazoa, Arthropoda, Insecta, Thysanoptera, Thripidae.